Molecule: messenger RNA, 1059 nt
Organism: Heterostelium album PN500
Lineage: Eukaryota; Evosea; Eumycetozoa; Acytosteliales; Acytosteliaceae
Exons: 1
Coding region: 1-1059 (352 amino acids)
Source: RefSeq, a predicted model, not a curated record
AUGCCUAAUGUUCCAACAACUAAUUGCAAGUUGGUUUUUGGUACUGAUGGAAAUCUUUGUGCACAAACACUUAGUGGACAAGUUUCAUGGUGUACAUAUUCGCAUCAGCUUGAUGGAAGAUACUUUGGAUUGGCACCUGCCUUUACAACAACCCAAAUUGGUUUCUAUGUCCUCAAUUCCAAAGGUAGAAUGGUGUACGGUAGAUUCACAUCACUACAAGAAAGAUCAAACCUGAAGAUGAUCCCAGGAAGUUUCAUUGUUGCAAACAAUCAAGAGUAUUAUCCAGAGACUGAAGAUAGAAUUAUCAAUGAAGGAGGUGUUUUGACAAAUGGAAAAUCAUAUAUCAGGUUGGAGAGUAACGGUCAACUUGCUGUAUAUGACUCGAAUCCAUAUAAUGCAGUUACACCACAACCAAUAGUACUCUGGAGAUCAGAUUUACCAGCUGUUGCACCGACAAGACCAUUCUAUGCUCAACUUGAAUCCACUGGUAUUGUUGUGGUUGGUGCCAACGUUCGUUACUUAGCAGGCAAACUAAAUGUUGCAAGUGCAACCGCAUUCCAAAUGAAUUGGAUGGGUUCCACUCGUUCUGAUGAUUGGGGAUUCUCUUUCAUCAAGGAUACAAAGAUUAUUGAUGGAUACUUGUCAAAACCUGGAGUAUGGUCAAACUACCAACAAAUCGAAAAUAAUCCUCUAAAGAAUUUUGCAAAUGGAUACUUCGGUGUCAAAUGGGAUGACCAAACUGGAAUUAUUGCAGCAAAAGACUCUCAAACAGGUGAAGUUCUAUGGACAAGUCCAACCACCAACAUACCACAGAAACUAUGUGGAAGAUAUUAUGCUGAUUUUGGUAUUUACUUUACUCCAGCUAUGCCUAGUCUUUGUGUGUAUUCUUCUACUGUAGCUAGUUCGUGUACAUUUCUAUCGUAUUGGUGUCAAAAGUUCCCACUUACAACCUACUACAUUCAAGCACCAUCUGGUGUUCCUGAAUUCAUUGCUACCAACAUCGAUGGAAGAAUCACUUGGACUGCAAACUCUAUAAAAUAUUUACAACUCACUAAAUAA